This is a messenger RNA of Gorilla gorilla gorilla (western lowland gorilla), 2203 nucleotides long. It is a transcript of the gene SCFD1, whose product is annotated as sec1 family domain containing 1. The coding region runs from base 88 to 2013 and encodes 641 amino acids. NCBI's taxonomy places the organism in Eukaryota, Metazoa, Chordata, Mammalia, Primates, Hominidae. Gene Ontology annotation, biological process: vesicle-mediated transport. The record is from RefSeq and is a predicted model, not a curated record. The transcript is spliced from 25 exons.
UCCGGGCUUUGCUUCCGGGGCGGUAAGGGCAGCCACGUCAUCCCCCCGCUCCGCUCCCCAGCCGGGCAGUGGCUCGUGGGAGCCAAGAUGGCGGCGGCAGCGACAGCAGCAGCAGCAGCAGCCAGUAUUCGGGAAAGGCAGACAGUGGCUUUGAAGCGUAUGUUGAAUUUCAAUGUGCCUCAUAUUAAAAACAGCACAGGAGAACCAGUAUGGAAGGUACUCAUUUAUGACAGAUUUGGCCAAGAUAUAAUCUCUCCUCUGCUAUCUGUGAAGGAGCUAAGAGACAUGGGAAUCACUCUGCAUCUGCUUUUACACUCUGAUCGAGAUCCUAUUCCAGAUGUUCCUGCAGUAUACUUUGUAAUGCCAACUGAAGAAAAUAUUGACAGAAUGUGCCAGGAUCUUCGAAAUCAACUAUAUGAAUCAUAUUAUUUAAAUUUUAUUUCUGCUAUUUCAAGAAGUAAACUGGAAGAUAUUGCAAAUGCAGCGUUAGCAGCUAGUGCAGUAACACAAGUAGCCAAGGUUUUUGACCAAUAUCUCAAUUUUAUUACUUUGGAAGAUGAUAUGUUUGUAUUAUGUAAUCAAAAUAAGGAGCUUGUUUCAUAUCGUGCCAUUAACAGGCCAGAUAUCACAGACACGGAAAUGGAAACUGUUAUGGACACUAUAGUUGACAGCCUCUUUUGCUUUUUUGUUACUCUGGGUGCUGUUCCUAUAAUCAGAUGUUCAAGAGGAACAGCAGCAGAAAUGGUAGCAGUGAAACUUGACAAGAAACUUCGAGAAAAUCUAAGAGAUGCAAGAAACAGUCUUUUUACAGGUGAUACACUUGGAGCUGGCCAAUUCAGCUUCCAGAGGCCCUUAUUAGUCCUUGUUGACAGAAACAUAGAUUUGGCAACUCCUUUACAUCAUACUUGGACAUAUCAAGCAUUGGUGCAUGAUGUACUGGAUUUCCAUUUAAACAGGGUUAAUUUGGAAGAAUCUUCAGGAGUGGAAAACUCUCCAGCUGGUGCUAGACCAAAGAGAAAAAACAAGAAGUCUUAUGAUUUAACUCCGGUUGAUAAAUUUUGGCAAAAACAUAAAGGAAGUCCAUUCCCAGAAGUUGCAGAAUCAGUUCAGCAAGAACUAGAAUCUUACAGAGCACAGGAAGAUGAGGUCAAACGACUUAAAAGCAUUAUGGGACUAGAAGGGGAGGAUGAAGGAGCCAUAAGUAUGCUUUCUGACAAUACCGCUAAGCUAACAUCAGCUGUUAGUUCUUUGCCAGAACUCCUUGAGAAAAAAAGACUUAUUGAUCUCCAUACAAAUGUUGCCACUGCUGUUUUAGAACAUAUAAAGGCAAGAAAAUUGGAUGUAUAUUUUGAAUAUGAAGAAAAAAUAAUGAGCAAAACUACUCUGGAUAAAUCUCUUCUAGAUAUAAUAUCAGACCCUGAUGCAGGAACUCCAGAAGAUAAAAUGAGGUUGUUUCUUAUCUAUUAUAUAAGCACACAGCAAGCACCUUCUGAGGCUGAUUUGGAGCAAUAUAAAAAAGCUUUAACUGAUGCAGGAUGCAACCUUAAUCCUUUACAAUAUAUCAAACAGUGGAAGGCUUUUACCAAGAUGGCCUCAGCUCCGGCCAGUUAUGGCAGCACUACCACUAAACCAAUGGGUCUUUUAUCACGAGUCAUGAAUACAGGAUCACAGUUUGUGAUGGAAGGAGUGAAGAACCUGGUUUUGAAACAGCAAAAUCUACCUGUUACUCGUAUUUUGGACAAUCUUAUGGAGAUGAAGUCAAACCCCGAAACUGAUGACUAUAGAUAUUUUGAUCCCAAAAUGCUGCGGGGCAAUGACAGCUCAGUUCCCAGAAAUAAAAAUCCAUUCCAAGAGGCCAUUGUUUUUGUGGUGGGAGGAGGCAACUACAUUGAAUAUCAGAAUCUUGUUGACUACAUAAAGGGGAAACAAGGCAAACACAUUUUAUAUGGCUGCAGUGAGCUUUUUAAUGCUACACAGUUCAUAAAACAGUUGUCACAACUUGGACAAAAGUAACACAGAAGAACCUUACUAUGAUAAUCUACUUGGAAUGUGGAUAAAUGUAAAAAGAAGAAAAGUUAGAAGAGCAAUAUGUUUCCUUCUCUGUAACAGUGUCCUAACAGUGAAAAUCAGAGUUAUUUGUUAAUUUUUAAGGAAAUUAUAUACUUAAUAUGUAUUGAUUAAAAGAAACAUUUCAGAAAUAAAA